AUGGAAGCCGGCCUCCCCCUCCUCAAAUUCCUCUUCCCCCAAAUCCCCUCCAUCUCCUGGGCCGCCGCGCAACACACCCUCGGCUUCACGCCGACCUCCUCGAAAUGGGACCUCCGCACCGCCCUGACUGUGCACGUCCUCCGCAACCUCAUGACCUCGGACGGCAAGAAGACCAUCCCGCCGAUCGGUAAAGUGCAAAAGCGCACGCUCAUAGACCCCGGCGUGAAGGGCAAGACGUGGGUCGCGAAGGAGGUGAUACCGAAGCCGCCGGGUGAGGAGGGGGAUGUGGUGGAGGCAGUAUGUGGUGCUGUGGAGGGCAUGCGGAAGGGAGAUGGGGAGGUGCGAUAUACGCGGCCUGAUACGAGUGAUGUGGACGUGGAGUGGACGGGGUACAGACCUGAUGCGGCGAGGGAUGAGACGAUGCCUGAUAUCAGCGAGGAGGAGAGGUAUAAGCGGCUCAUGGCGGAGCCCAGCCGGACGAGCGAGACGACGAUUCUGUAUUUCCAUGGCGGGGCGUAUUACCUUUGCGAUCCGGCGACGCAUCGCGCGUUGACAAGUCGGUUGGCGAAAGAGAGUAAAGGCAGAGUGUGCAGUGUGCGGUACAGACUUGCACCGCAGACGGCGUUUCCGGGACAGUUGGUGGAUGCAUUGAUGGUGUAUUUGAGCCUGCUAUACCCGCCCGAGGGCAGCAUGCACGAAGCCGUGGGCGCAGACAAGAUUGUCUUCGGCGGCGACAGCGCAGGCGGAAACCUCAGCUUCGGCCUCCUCCAGCUCCUCCUCCAACUGCACCGCGCAGCUGACGGCGUUGUCCCCGUCGUCAAGUUCCACGGCCGCGACGUCCACGUCCCUCUCCCGGCAGGCGUCUCCGCCAACUCAGGCUGGUUCGACGUCUCGCGCUCCAUGCCCAGCAUCGUCGGCAACGCCAAAUACGACUACCUCCCACCCGCCAACCACGACGACGCUGUCUCUCGUUUCGGCCACGACGACAUCUGGCCCACGGACCCACCCCGAGGGGACCUCUUCUGCGACCUCUCUUGCCUCGACCACCCGCUCGCCUCGCUCAUCCUCGCCGACAGCUGGGCCACCUCCCCUCCCUUGUGGAUGUGCACCGGCCAAGAAAUGCUCACCGACGAAGACACGCUCGUCGCCUCCCGUGCUGCGAAACAAGGCGUCAAAGUACACUUCGAGCAGUACGAAGCCAUGCCGCACUGUUUCCAGCUCUUGCUCCCAGACCUCCCCAACGCCCAGCAAUGCGUGAAGAGCUGGGGCAACUGGGCGAGGAGGUGUGUGGAGGAGCCGGAGAGUCUGAAGACGGAGGGGACGUUUAUCCCAGCGCGGAAGGGGGAGAAGGGGCGGGAGAUGGAUGUGGCGAAUUUGCCUAGCGUGGAGUUUGAGGAGGCUUGGGGGUUGGUGAAGACGGCGAAGAUGAGAAGGAUUAAGGGGUAUGAAGGGGAGGGGAAGAUGAUGCCGAAGGCUGCGUUGUGA
Messenger RNA from Zasmidium cellare ATCC 36951, 1485 nucleotides. RefSeq lists its product as uncharacterized. The transcript has a single exon. The coding region runs from base 1 to 1485 and encodes 494 amino acids. Gene Ontology annotation, molecular function: hydrolase activity. NCBI's taxonomy places the organism in Eukaryota, Fungi, Ascomycota, Dothideomycetes, Mycosphaerellales, Mycosphaerellaceae. The record is from RefSeq and is a predicted model, not a curated record.